This is a messenger RNA of Xyrichtys novacula (pearly razorfish), 9303 nucleotides long. The record is from the annotation of a GenBank genome assembly. NCBI's taxonomy places the organism in Eukaryota, Metazoa, Chordata, Actinopteri, Labriformes, Labridae.
ACCUGACUAAGAGUCUUCCAUUAGAAUAAGAGGGUAGUGUGCAGAUGUCUGAUGAAGGCUGUUAUUUCCGAUCUUCCCCGCUGAGCUUGAAUGCAGCAUGUGCUCAGACAGCGUGCUCAGUAUAGCAUCAGUACCAGGAUGGGCAGCUAGCAGGUGGACUUCAUUUCUGCAUAGACAGCAUCAUAUCCGUGAAGCUCGAUGACAGGUGGGUAGCUCACCGUCACACUCUCGUUACUGACGACAUGUGUGGAUCGAUGCAUCUGUGUGUUUUUUGACAUCAGCGUGCUGUGUCAUGUCAGUUGUGUUGUGCUGAGCAUGUCAGUGCAGAGGCGGUCUGACUGCAGCGCUACAGGUGUACACAGGCUGCCUAUGCACACACUCGGCCGCGUCCUUCACAAGAUCACCGCCUCUGCAGACGGAAGGUCAUGAGAAGACGCGGGUUCGUUGGUGGAUGGGUGUCCUCCAAUCGGCCUUUGACGAAGUACUUCUGUGGCAAAUGAAGGAGCAUCAUAAUACCCCGUCAUUUGGUGCUUUUGACUCAAUAAUCCCUGUUUAUUUUUAUGUUAAAAAUUUAUAUUCCUAUAAGAUAUUUGUCCAGAUGACAUGUGGCACUAGCUUUACAAGAAAUGCUAUUAUAGGUGAAGACAUUUGUCAAAAGAUAAUGUCAAAUCAUUUUUGGUUCAUCUAUGAGGCAGAAUGCUGAGAUAAUUCAUUUAAAUAAAUGAAGCCAUGGUUUCUCUUAUAAUCCCCCAAUGUGCCAUUAUUUUAAUUUAAUGUUCCUGUAAUGAGUUAGGAAAGAGACUGAAAUAAAUAACAGUGCAUCUGUAUGAUCUACAAAAGCAAGAGCCCGUCAGCAACAAGUCAGAUUGAUUAUUUUUCACUGUAUGGUACACUGGUAACUGACAGCAUCCUGGUAAAGUCCUCUUCGUACAUUCCCCAAGACUAAAAUUUAGGUAUAUGUUUGAACGAUGGAAGAAAAAUGACAAAAUGCAGGAUAAUGUCAGGAAACAGAAAAAAUAGUCCCGCAGAUCUCACCAAAAUCAACACAAACUGCCCGUUUUUUUAAGCUCUGGGAAAGGGAGACCAGUCCAACUAAUAUCCCGCCCAUCUAGGACUUGUGAACGUUCACUGUACAAGAGAUUAACUAGUAAAGACUGGUUGUAAUUUUCACUACAUUGAUUGUUUAUUUCUCAGUCAACUUCUGUGUACCCUGCUCAUCCAAAUUUAAUGUUUGGGCCACUGGGUGUGAGGUGGGUUUGAAAGGUGUUGGCUAAAUAGUCCCUCAAAGGUGGGACAACAGCCCUGCAGGUGACAUUAGGGCUACCUAAAAUACGAUACUUACAAUUGCACAAGACACCCAGCACCAAGUUGUCUGCAACAAGUAAAAGGCCUUUUAUAUAAUCUAUUUCUGCCUUAAUCUGUAAAAUAUUUGGGCAGUUGUCCUUUUGUACAGUAUUUAGGAUGUUAGACACAGUGAUUGAUGAGAUCUGACCCAAAAACACAAAAGAAACUGGCAACCCCUUUUUGUUUUUUAUGUUUCCUUGCAGAACAAACCAAGACCGGCUGAUGCUGGUGAUGCUGUGGCUGAGUGAUAAAUCCAAACAAAUGUACCUCUGUCAGGCAGAUGUUAGACAUUUUUACAGACAGAAAUAUGAGCUGAAGACUUUUUAUUCUCUAUGUAAUCACUCUGAAAACAGUUAUUGGUGCUUUUAUAAUGUCUCUGUUCUUCCCACAGACCCAUUUAGAGCGUAAUAAGCAGAGCAACGCGGAAAAACAAGUCAAGAUGGACAACAUAUCUAUGACCGAUGGCAGCAGGAGCCCUCUGUUCCUCACAACCUCCUCCAAACACCUCAAGAGCUGCUUUUUAUCCAAUGGUAUGAAAAAUGGAAUUGGAGCAGGAGACCGUUUGUCAGCCCAGCCUGCACAGCCUACAGUGGCAAUCCUCGGCUCAGGUGACUUCUCCAAGUGCCUGACCAUACGUCUACUGCGUUGUGGCUUCCACGUGGUGGUUGGUAGUCGCCAUCCCAAGCUGGCGGCUCAGUCCUUUCCUCACGUGGUUGAUGUGACGCACCAUGAAGAUGCUGUAGGGAAGGCCAGCAUUGUGUUCCUGGCCAUUCGCCGCGAGCACUACUCUGCCCUGUGGGACAUAAAGCAUUUACUAGAAGGUAUAAAGGGCGCACAUUCACACUGCAAACACAAAUUGUGGGGAAAACAGGUUAUUUAAAACAUUACUUUAAGAAGUGGUGGCAAACCGAGCAGUCUUUCUUCAGUUGAUUUAUGAUUCACUUUAUACUGUAAGAGACCAGUCUAACUUGAGCCAUAAUAGUGAGCAACCAGGGUUUUUUGUUUUUCAUAUCAUAAGUUUUGUGCUGUUUCAGCUUCAUCGUGUCAUUAUUAAGUAGGUGGUUAUUUUUAUCUUUGUGUAUUUUGUAAUUGUGUAAUGAAGUAUAAAAUUCAAGUUUUGAAAUUAUAUUCCUUUGUCAUUUUGACCUGCAGGCAAGAUCCUUGUUGAUGUGAGUAACAACAGAAGGAUGAACCAGUAUCCGGAGUCUAAUGCUGAGUACCUGGCCUCGUUGUUACCAGACUCCGUUGUGGUUAAAGGCUUCAAUGUCAUUUCUUCCUGGGCCAUGCAGCAGAGCUGUCCCAAAGAUGCCAGCACACAGGUAGGCUACAACCAAAUGUCCUAUACAUCACUACAUGAUCAGUCAGUAACUGAUUUAUGUUUGAUAUGCUGCCAUUAUAGAUGGAAAAAUAUGUCUGUAUUCAGAAAGGAUGAUGGUUAGAUUAGUUUUAUGUGGACCUUUGCUGAUAAUGAUGAUUAUUUAAAAAUGCCAUUCAUAGACCGACUGAUUAAUUGGUCUUUCUCUACUCUUGAUUAGGGCUGUCCCGAUAUGAUAUUGAUAUCUAAUAUAGGUCAGAUAUCAACAAAAAAAUCAAAUAUUGGAUUAUAUCGGGCUGCAUCUAAAAUCUCCAAUAUCAGCACUCCGAUACAAGCAGUCCAUUCCAGACUCUGCUCCAGCACCCAUAUCUAGCAGCACCCAGAUCCAGCAUGUAGGGUCCACAUGAUCAAUCAAUCAAUCAAAUUUUAUUUACAUAGUGCCAAUUCACAACAGUUGUCAUCCCAAGACGCUUUCCAAAGAAAAUGAGCAGGUCUAGACCAUGCUCAUUGUUUGAUGAAUCAUCAAGACCCAACCAUAAGAGGGGACAGAUUAAACCCAUCUCAUCUAACAUGAGUGACAGUGGCGAGGAACAACUUCCUUUUAACAGGCAGAAACCUUGGGGAGGACCAGACUCAUGCUAGACAGCCACCAAGCUGCUGCUGGGUUGGGGAGGAAUACAGGGAGAUAGGGGGAGGGCAGGGGGAGAGAAAGAGAACAAGGGUGAGAGAGAGAGACAGGGGACAGCAGCAACAUUAUCACAACAACAGUGUGUACUAAGGUAGUAACAAAGUACUGUGGAGUAGGAGUGAUGUCGGCCCUGUGGCAGUAUUUUUCAUUUAAGUCUGAGAAAGACAUUGCAGCUGAGUUUAAAACUUCUCAUGCACAAGUUUCAAUAUCGGUAUUGGACGGGCUAUAAUAUCGGUAUCGUAUUGGAGGUAAAAAGUUAUAUCGGGACACCCCUACUCUUGAUGCUUUCAGACAACCUCUCAGUUUGUGCCUCUAAAAUCCAGGCACAAAAUAUGAAAGGGGAAUUUGAUGUAUACUCAAAGUAAGUGGUUCCCAACCUUGGGUCUGGGUCCCCCUGAGGGAUGUGCCAGAAGUCUCAUGGGGACUAUAGAUUUGUGCAGAUUUAUUAAGAUUGUGACAGCUUACUAUUUUCACUUCUGUGUAAAUAAAACUGAGAUGAUACAUUUUUGCUUCACUUCUUUAAGUAAGCAGAUUAAAAAUUUUUGUUUUUUACAGCAAUGAAUCAUUUAUUUUCUGUUAGGGUCCUGGGGGGAUACAAUUUUUCCCAGAUAUAAGUAGAGAAUUGGGAACCACUGCUUUAAGUCAUUUGUCUUCCCAUCCUAUCCUCUUUACAUGUGCUCUUACCCGCUCUUAACUCUCACCAAUCCUCCUCUCUGUGAUUCUGCUGUUAUGCAGGUGUUUAUCUGCAGUGACUCACUGAAGGCGAGACAGCAGAUUAUGGAGCUAGCCCGCCAGCUCCGCUUCCAGCCGGUUGAUAUGGGUGCCCUGUCUUCUUCCUGGGACAUCGAGGCCAUGCCAAUACAGUUAUUUCCAAGCUGGAAGGGUCCAGUCCUCGCCGCCGUGGCCCUAUCUAUCUUCUUUUUCGCCUACUCUUUUGUACGAGAUAUCAUCCACCCUUACGUAAAACACAAGCAGAGUGACUUCUAUAAGAUACCCAUGGAGAUGGUGAAUCGAACACUUCCCACUGUUGCCAUCACUCUCUUGGCCCUCGUGUACCUGGCAGGCCAGUUGGCUGCUGCCCACCAGCUUUACUACGGUACGAAGUACAGGCAUUUUCCACACUGGCUAGAAGGCUGGCUGCAGAGUCGAAAACAGCUGGGCCUCCUCAGCUUCUUUCUCGCUGCUGUUCAUGUUCUCUACAGUGUCUGUCUGCCUAUGAGGAGGUCUGAGAGAUACCUGCUACUAAAUACAGCGUACCAACAGGUAAGUACUGAUCAUGAUGAAAAGUUUGACCCUAGGCGAUAAUCUGUCACUAAAAUACAGACUAAAACCUCUGAUUAGACCAAUUCUUUAAGGUUUUCACUGAUCAAGAGGUCUAGGUUUUGUAUAGUUGUGCUUUAUUUCUGUAUUUUGGGGUUGGGAACCUUUUUUUGCAAUAGUGUGGUGCACAUUAUAUUUUAAAGAUCUUUUACCUGUAAAAUUACACACAUUAUUUUGUCACUCCCACAAGGCACCAGGGGUGUUACUAUUUAGGAUGAGGCUUUUGCCCCUCUACUAAUUUGAUUGGCCAACCCAAAAUCCCAAACAGUGAUUGUAGGGUGACCAUACAUCCUCUUUUACCCGGGCAUGUCCUCUUUUUUGGGGGACUGUCUGGUCUUGUCUAGGGGAGUUUCUAAAAUCCUUCAAAUGUCCGUGGUUUUGUAUGAAAGUUUUGAGUUUGUGUUGCGUGGACUUACUGAGUUAGAAGCGCGUAAAAAACACUCGAGCCGACCCAAAACACUCUUAAAAUUUACUACGCGCAACUCAGUAACUCCGCCCCCGCGUAGUCGUGUCCUCUUUUUGGGGAUUCAGAAUAUGGUCACCCUCGUGAUUGGCUAACUGUUAGAGGCUGUUCUUAAGUUCAGCAAACUUGUAGACUGUGUUGUGACAGACUGCUUUCCUUUAAUUUCAAUGUGGCACAUUUUCCUUUUGCAACUUUUAUAACAUCUCAGAAUCCCUUUUAUUCGCAGGUUCAUGCAAAUUUGGAAAAUUCUUGGAAUGAGGAGGAGGUAUGGAGGGUGGAGAUGUACGUUUCCUUUGGGAUUAUGAGUCUUGGGCUCCUGUCACUUUUGGCCAUCACCUCCAUUCCCUCUGUCCACAGUACGCUCAACUGGAGAGAGUUUAGCUUCAUACAGGUACGCCAUCUUUAGAGCAGAGGUUGAUCAGGUCUGACUCUGCAUGGAUACACAGAAUCUGUGAUGUUCUCAGCUUGUACUGAGUCUUUCUGUCUUUGCUUUAGUCUACUCUAGGUUACAUCGCUCUACUCAUUGCGGUCUUCCAUGGCCUGCUGUUUGGCUGGAAGCGAGCAUUUGAAGAAGAGGCCUACCGUUUCUACCUGCCCCCCUGCUUUGUGGUGGCGCUUGCCCUGCCAGUGUGUGUCAUUCUGGGGAAGGUGCUGAUGCUGUUACCCUGUGUGGCACGCAAGCUCCACCAGAUCCGCAGGGGUCUAGACAGCGGUCAGUAUCGCUGCAAGCGCCUGGAGUCGGCAGGCUCAGCUGUCCAGAUUUCCCCUCAAAGGGUUACCAUCAUGUGAGUUGUGUAGCGCACAGCUGUCUGCCCCCAAAACAGUGUUUACUGCCACAGUGAGCAGUAGUGAAUCGAAUAAAUGGCACAUUAAACUUUCAGACAGUGGACUGCUUUAGGUGACCUGUGAUUUAAGUAGCUGUUAGCUGUUAAUACGCACAGUUUUGUUUCGGUUGACUAUAGAGUAAAACUGAAUAUUUGUCCCUCUACAGUCCUCUCCAUGCUCCUAGUGUAUUGCUAUAAUGUCAGAAAUACUUUGUGCCUGUUGUCUUGUUCUGGCGGAUACUACUUGAGAAUUCUAAGUGUUCGACGUUGUUGUAAAACCGAGCUACGUUGACUAGUUUAACUCGGUCAAGGAAAACAAUUCAAUAAUGUGUCUGUCGCUCUGGAGGAGAUUUGUUAAGGUCAGCUUUAUUUCACAGAUGGAUACCCUGACUUCAUUUAUCUACUUUUUGGUUGAGACUACAAGCAAUACACCUUUUUUUAAUUUUUGUCUUCUUUUUGGCUCUCAUGAAUCAUGGGUAAACUUUUUAAUAUUGUUUGUCUCUCAUGAUUUUGCAUUUUUACAACUUUUUAUUACAUUCCUUAGCCUAUUUUAACGAAUAAGAAGAUAUAUCCUAAUGACAGUAAUGGCAGUAAUUGUGAUUAUGUGUUUCAGAAAGCUUCAUAUACUUUAAUGGAGCAACUGCACUUUUACUCCAGGAAGCAUUAGCCCUUUUGCACACACAUCGCACAUAUGGCUGCUAUGCUAAGUGUCGGGUUACCGAAGGACUUUGACAUAUAGGCUAAGGGAGCCAGGAUGGGACCAUCAAACCUACUUUUUUAGAUGUGCUGCAAUAUCAUUUCUCAUGCCAUGAAUCUGCCAUAAAAGUAUCAUACCGACAGAUUUGUAUUGUUUUGUAUCCAGGCAAUAAUUCUUUGCUGACAGUGAAAAUAAGCUGCUGUUAAAGCUGUCACAUUCAAAGACUUACUGAAGAAAAAUCUGUCACAUCAGUUCACCUUUUUCAUUUUCAUUGUAUUAUCUAUAUGUGCUGGGUUUUACAGGGUCUCAAAGUGGGCUGAUCUGAGUCUUAACUGAUUGAUUUUUGAUGCCAUAAAUUUCACUGAUGAAUGACUAUCCCGCCAUGAACCCACAAAACACAUUUCCCUUUCACUUACCCUGACAGGAAAUGAAACAGUAACAGGAAAUGCGAACACAUGGGAUGUUUACUUUAAAGGUUCGUCGAAUCAUUUAAGUCUCUGUGGCUUGUUUCACGAGCUGUGCAGAAGUGUAUUAAAAGCAAUGGUCUCUGGUUAAAAAAAAACACUCUUUUUAGUUUUACUGCUUUACAUCUCUAGAUGAAUCCACAUUUGACACAACUUAAGUGAAUAAAAACAAAACACUGAGCUUAUCUGAUAAUUUUGUUUUGUUGAGAAAAUCCUGUACGUAUAUUGUGUCCCACUAGACUGUCAAAUGUGCUGCGUAUUUCUGAGACCAACAUUAAAUCUGGAGUCAAAUAAGUCACUGUUUACAAGUUGUCUUUAAAGCAACAGCGACCUCUGCUGCUGACUUCAUCUGCUUACUUGUGGUUUGAUGUUUGUGAAGCAGUUUAUGUUGUAUUGAUUGAUGGCAUACAAUUUAGUUUUAGUGACAAAGUCUGAGAGCAACUUUGGUCAUAUUUAAUUUAAACUGCUCUCUACUGACUUGCUUUUUGAAAAAAAUUCUCAAAGAAAAAGUGUUGACCAGACAAUAAUAUGUGAAAACAAGUAAAAAUAAAAAAAAACAAGCAUGUCAAGUAAAAACUGAUUUUAAUGAAAAUCCAUCACAGUUAAACCUCAGUACAAUUUCAUUUAAAAAGCAAUAAAGUGAGUUCCAACUCUGACAUUUAAAGUCUAUUAAUAAAUGGGAUGACUCAACAAAUAAAAGGUUUACUUAUCUUUAAAACUAAAAAACUUCACUUCUUGCACUGUUAGGACAUAGAGGAUUGUGCACCAUAAUCCCUCCAUGUGGCAUUUAAAUCAAUUAUUCCUUGUUGGAACAAUAAAAUCCAGCACUGCUUUAAAAAUCUAUAACAUGCCAUUGCUUAAUCAUUUGUAGGCACUUAACUAUAAUCAGUUUUAUGUGAAUUAAAUACAUCUAUCAGACUGAGAAGGCACUUUCUUUUUACUUAUAUAAGAAAAUGGGAUUCUGCACACACCCUGUAUCAAAAACACAUACAUCCAAGGACCAAAUAAUGAGUUAAUUUACUUAAUUUGACAAUAUUCUGCACUAAAUAUAAAAUAAAUUCAUACUUGGGAGCGAAGCUGCUCCAGGUGAGGUAACAACUCAUGUGCAGUGGGUCUACAGCUGACAUCCCUGCUCCAGCACCGCUCCACAAGAGUUUUACACCUCUGCCCCAGUUUGGACUGAAAUACCGAGUUUAUGUGCAGAGACGGGCGCAGAUUGUGCGCCACAACCGCGUACAGCACGUGCUGCCUCUCGCCAGUGUAAGGCUGUUCCCUUGAGAUCAGCUGCCACAUGGUGAUCCCGAAGGAGUAAAUAUCUGCUUUAGGAGAGACCCCCUCACCUCUCAGCAGCUCCGGGGCUCUGUGUGUGUACGUGCCGCCAACGUGGCUCAGAUAAGGGCUGAUAGGGCUGGCUUCACAACCAUGGUCCAGUUUUAAAGAGCAGCCAAAAUCGGCAAUUUUGCAGACGUCUUCACUUGAAACUAAAAUGUUUGCUGGUUUGAUGUCGAGAUGCACAACGUUGUGGGAGUGAAGGAACCGCAAGCCAUGCGCAAUGUCCUCGGAGUACCUGAGCCACCGGUCCUCUUCCAGCGGCGCAGCACUCCCGUAUAUGAUCUGUUGUAGGUUUUCUCUCCCCACAAACUCCAUCAGUACCGUACCAAUGCUGGACUCAUCUCCAAAGUCCUCCGGUACACAGGUGGUCGCAGCGAUGACCCGAACGAUGUUCCUGUGCCGCAGGUGUGCUGCGUUCAGCUCGGCCCAGAAGCUCUGCCGGGACGCCAGCUUGUUCUUCGUGCACUUCUUGACUUUCUUAAGCGCAACAGUCUCUCCAAAGUACGCCGCUCUGUAGACGGAGCCGAACCCUCCGGAACCAACAGGCUGCACGGAGCGUAACUCCUUCCAGUUGAUCACAGAGGACCACAGCCGGCUUGUGGUUGCUCCGUGGAACCGCCGCACUGGGACUUGUAACGUGGAGCUGUGGGAGUGUUUGGUGAGCGGACUGCUGCAGAUGCCCAUAUCAAGAGAGGGGAAGAUGUCUUUGGGCAGCAGACGGGUGACAGGGAUCGGAGAAGGCAUUGUGCGGUUUGUGUCACGCACAUGUGUGAAACCUGCUGCUGAAUGAGCAGCUUCUCCACAGCCUGCAAGCUUUUCAGCACAACCGUAUACAAACAAAUACGCACACUCACAC